Dentiscutata erythropus is the source of this 372-nucleotide messenger RNA. Lineage: Eukaryota; Fungi; Glomeromycota; Glomeromycetes; Diversisporales; Gigasporaceae. The record is from the annotation of a GenBank genome assembly.
AAAGAAGAAAACAAAUUAAACAAGUUAAUCAACUACAACGUAAAGAAAAUGAAAAAAAUAAAAAUAAAAAUUCUUUAACAACUCAAAAUAAUGAAACUUCAAUUAUUCAAGUACCAAAAUCUGUUAGAGUUGAAGAUUUUAACGAAGAUGACUAUAUCACAGAGAAUGAAAUCGAAGAAGUUAUUGUAACCGGAGAAACAUCAAUAUCUGUUCAUCAAGAUGUUUGUCAAGAUAUUGUUAAAAAAAGAAAACUUGAUAUUGAUAAAAAUUAUAGUAAAAAACAAAAAAUUAAUUUAAUCUGUUUAGACAAUAAAGAUAGUGUGAUUGAAUUAAAUAUUCAAGACGAAAUUAGUUUAAAAAUUGUUGGAAAAU